UGCGCGAAACAGAAGGUUCUUUGAAAGACGGUCCGGACCGCGGUUCUUCAAGUCGGCCGCUCAAUUGGUCGCUCGAUAAGACAUUUUCGCUGAAAGCACGCGACUCGCUGUUUCUUUUCUGUCCUUUCCGCUUAGCCGCCUACGUUACUCAUGGGUGCAGACCAUGGGCCCGGACUAAGUGGCACUGGGGUGUGAUUUCUUACUCGCCAAGAUCCUCUGACUGUGCUUUCACGACGUCCAUUCACUGUGUGUUAUUGCGAAACGAAGCCGACGAGCCGAUGGAAAGCGCCCGAAAGGAGAGUUAAUUGAACCAAAGGGUCUCCCCGCCAAUCCCGUCUGCGGCCGACAAAACCGCAGCGGCCCCCACCCCGGUCCGACCCAUGGCGCGGAGACGCCGUCACCCCCACGAGGCUCCCGCCGUGACGCGGCGUCGCGCCGCGGGUUCGAACGCCGCCGCCGACGGCGACGACGCCCCCUCGAGGCUCAAGCCGCGGCCCCUGCAGCGCAACGCGGCCAACGCCCGCGAGAGGGCCCGGAUGCGCGUUCUGAGCCGCGCCUUCUCGCGGCUCAAGACGUCGCUGCCCUGGGUGCCCGAGGACACCAAGCUCUCCAAGCUGGACACGCUGAGGCUGGCGGCCGGCUACAUCGCGCACCUGCGCCGGGUGCUGCUGGACGACGACGAGGCGUCGUCGCCCGGUUCGGCCGCCGCCGCCGAAGAGGCCGCCUGCGGCUCGCCGCGGUGCCUGCACCCGCUGACGCUGACGUGGCCGUUCUCAUUCCACCAGCGGCUCGCCAGUCCCGAGGGGCAGCAGGACGCCGAGCCCAAGGUCCGACACGCCGUCUCCUGUCGCAUGUUCGAGGGCGAUGCACCUCUGGCGUCGUCGAACCGACCCGCCAAGCAGCCUUACCAGGAACCGGCCGCGUGUCACGGAGGCCACCGAUAUUCGUCCGCCCCCGCGGACGACGGAUUCGAGUCCUUCCUCGACUACCUGAACAGUUCCUCGGGACCGUCGCACCCUUCGUACUCGGGCCGCUUUAUGGCCAUAACGAGUCAACGACCCCUGUGUUCCUCCUGAAGUCUCUCCGCGUUGUCCUCCUCAGAGGGAGGCUUCGAUCGUAAAACUGGGCAAAUAGUAUCCGUAGUUUUAAAAGGAGUCCUUACGUCAGGAUCUUUUAUCUAAAUGCAUGUGAACGGAGUGAUCGUUCUGGUUUGCCAUCCGCUGCACCGAACUUGAUUACAUCUGUUGCAUCAUACAUACAUAUAUAUACCCGCCGUGGUUGCUCAGUGGCUAUGGUGUUAGGCUGCUGAGCACGAGGUCGCGGGAUCGAAUCCCGGCCACGGCGGCCGCAUUUCGAUGGGGGCGAAAUGCGAAAACGCCCGUGUACUUAGAUUUAGGUGCACGUUAAAGAACCCCAGGUGGUCGAAAUUUCUGGAGUCCUCCACUACGGCGUGCCUCAUAAUCAGAAAGUGGUUUUGGCACGUAAAACCCCGUGAUUUCAUUUUUUUAAUAUAUAUAUAUAUAUAUAUAUAUGUAUGUAUAUCGACUGAAUUCACGAUAUUUCCAUUUUCAGGCCCCAAUAAUUAUUUACGAAUGGCGCAGAAAAUCACAAAAGUUUGAUAAACUGAAUCAUCAGGCUUACAACUCCGUGACUUGGAAAUUUAAAAAGAAAAAAAAGAAACAAUGUCAAAAUUCUAUCAGCAGCGCCUAUUGAGGCAUCUAAAGCUCACAAAAUUGAUGCAUUAUAUACCGCUGUGAAAUCUACCGCUAAUUUGGGAGUAGUAUUCUUCAAAGUACUCGUAAGCAUUGCAUUAGUUUCACGCAAUCUGUGCAAUCGUAUACCAAAUACCUUCCCGCUUCAGAGGGUCUAGCAGGUGCAGUUUACACAACUGCGUUAUCCGUUUUGUUUAUUCCCAGUUACGGAUUUCUGAACUUUGUGUUUCAAUUUCUGAAGCUUACCAAUUUACGGUAUUUUUUUUUUACUGCGUGGUUUUAUAUAAAUAUUUUGCUUCAGGGUCCGAAUAAUUUAGCCUUCUUGCUUAACCGUCGCAAAUUUAGUUCGGAUAUUGGUUCGACUUUUUCCCAGUGAGAGAAAUAUACACUUCUCAUGCAUUUGGAUACGGAAAUUGGAGUUAGCCCCGAUUUCAGGUUGAGUACAUUCGCAGCAUAGACAUUUGGGAUACAAACUAUGGCAGCCUUGCCGCAAGCAAGGCACUUGGUAAACCAGAAAAUGCACAGAAGCGAAAGAAAGGUGUGGAGAGGAUGUUGAAGUUCCCGCACUUUCUUUCUAUGACGUCAUGCAUUUGGAUAGAGACCCCUAAGAACUAAUUGCCACUUUGUCGAUAAACAAAACAAAACAAAAGCAAAUUGCAUUGCAUUUUAAAAGAAUAAGAAGCUCUCCUUGGAAAUUUGGGAAUUUUCUCCCAACGGGAACGGAAAAAAAGAACACUUACUUUGGAAUCCAUGCCAUGACACUGACAUGCCGGCGCUGUAAUUCGAGCGCGAAGUUCAAAAGAAAGAAAGAAAGAAAGAAAGAAAGAAAGAAAGAAAGAAAGAAAGAAAGAAAGAAAGAAAAGCAGUGGCGCUUAUUAACUAUGCUAGUAAUCAAUAUUUCUCCGCCAAAUAAACAUAAAGACAGUCUCCACAGAAUGCAGUAUCAUUUUAAAACGAUUUAAUUUUCUUUUUUAGUCAAACGCGCGCACUAAUAUGAGAUACACGCCUGCUAUAAAUUGCAAGCAGGAUUAUUCGUGAAUCUUGAAAAAAAUGGGAUGCCUUUUCAGUGCUUGUUCAUAGUCUGACCAGUCGUAUGCAUGAAACGCCAGCAUGAAUUGUCUGUAUAGAUGUAUUUAACUGAAUAAUUUAUCCAGUAUUUAUUUUAUUAUCACUCAUGGUUGUCAACUUCCCACCUCGCAGUGUGCCUUGCAGAAGGCUCUUGUGGCGAUUUCCUUACACACUGGGGAUUUCCUAGCUCAUAUUAAAUUACAUCGGUAAGAAUUUUUUGUACAGGAUCUAGCAAUUACAGUGUUCUAAAUGCCCAUGCCUAAAACAUGUCAAUUUGCAAAACGUCGGGAAAAAGUGCCAGUUUUUUGUUCAAGGAAGAAAAGAAUUGUUUUCAUGCUGUAUUACGUCAGCGUUAAAUGCUUUGACGUAACACAGUAAUUUCGUCGACAUCAUUUCAUGUGCGUUCUCGCGUAUAAGUAAUAGUUAGCUCGCACUGUUCUUAUCUGCUAAUAAUUAUUUCCGCCUCCUUGAUACUGAUAAACGUAAUUAUCCCGUCGUAAAUAAAGAGUUUUAUACAUCAGGAACUCCAAUUUAACGGUCACAGUGGCUCUGCAUUUCGAAAUGGCUUCGUCUUUGGCUCAUACGCGCUCCAGCCGAUACUAUUCGUUGACCACUGUAAAACUAACUUGGUGCGUAGAUGCCUCUAGCGUACGCUUUUUCCAAAAGCUAACCUCUUUAUCCAGUAGAGACGCCACAAGCAAACACCUACCACACACUGUCUCACGUGGUUGUAUUCCCUGCAGGCGUCAUUAUCUAUGCAUAAAUAUAGUACUGUAUGCUCAUUCAGUGUAUGUGCAGAACGAAGUUGAUCUGUAACAGCCAAACUACGACAUUCGUCGUCAAGUUUUGCAAAAUGUUGCCGUCGGCAUAUUUUCUGUUACAUACAUCGAUGCUUUUGUAGCAUCGAUUAUCUGUUUCCAAAUGGCGAGCGUGACCAUCUGGGAUGUAUUUAUGUGAAUGUCAAUGCCUAAUAGUUGCAAUAAAUAUAUGG
This is a messenger RNA of Dermacentor albipictus, 3771 nucleotides long. RefSeq names its product musculin-like. Gene Ontology annotation, molecular function: protein dimerization activity; RNA polymerase II transcription regulatory region sequence-specific DNA binding; DNA-binding transcription factor activity, RNA polymerase II-specific. Gene Ontology annotation, biological process: regulation of transcription by RNA polymerase II; developmental process. The record is from RefSeq and is a predicted model, not a curated record. Lineage: Eukaryota; Metazoa; Arthropoda; Arachnida; Ixodida; Ixodidae.